Messenger RNA from Schizosaccharomyces japonicus yFS275, 1169 nucleotides. RefSeq names its product phosphoribosylamidoimidazolesuccinocarboxamide synthase. NCBI's taxonomy places the organism in Eukaryota, Fungi, Ascomycota, Schizosaccharomycetes, Schizosaccharomycetales, Schizosaccharomycetaceae. The record is from RefSeq and is a predicted model, not a curated record. Bases 102 to 1004 code for a protein of 300 amino acids. Gene Ontology annotation, biological process: purine nucleotide biosynthetic process; adenine biosynthetic process; 'de novo' IMP biosynthetic process. Gene Ontology annotation, molecular function: phosphoribosylaminoimidazolesuccinocarboxamide synthase activity. The transcript has a single exon.
CGCACGCUCCCCUGAACCUGCCCUCCACCAAACACUCAACCCAACAGUUAGCGGUCUGUUCUAGUCCAAUUUUACCCCCCUUCUCAGCUCAUUUUUUAGCCAUGCCUGCUCUUCUCCAAACCAAUUUGCCCGCUCCCUUCCGUAAAAUCGCGUCCGGAAAGGUUCGCGAUAUUUACGAGUGCCAGGAGGAUUUAUCUACGCUCUACUUCGUCGCUACUGACCGUAUCAGCGCGUUCGAUGUGAUUAUGGAGAACGGUAUUCCCGACAAGGGCAAGAUUUUGACGAAAAUUUCCGAGUUCUGGUUCAACGUUUUGAAGCCCCAUACCGCUACUCACUUGGUCACCUCGGAAUGGGAUAAGAUGCCCGCUGUCGCUGCUCCCUUUGCCGACCAGCUGAAGGAUCGCACGAUGUUGGUUCGUCGUUACAAGGUUCUGCCUAUCGAGGCUAUCGUCCGCGGCUACAUUACCGGUAGUGCUUGGAGCGAGUACAAGAAGUCAGGCACUGUUCAUGGAAUGCCUAUGCCUGAAGGCAUGCAAGAAAGCCAAGCAUUCCCCGAGCCUCUGUUCACCCCCAGCACCAAGGCUGCUGAGGGUCACGAUGAGAACAUUCACCCCGACCAAGUGAAGGACAUUAUUGGUGCCGAUCUUGCUGCUAAGGUUGCCGAGCUUUCCGUGAAGCUGUACAAGGUUGCCCGCGACACUGCGAAGGAGAAGGGUAUCAUUAUCGCCGACACAAAGUUCGAGUUUGGUGUGGACGAGCAGAACAAUGUCAUCCUUGUUGAUGAGGUUCUCACACCCGAUUCUUCUCGUUUCUGGCUUGCGGCAGACUAUGCUGUUGGAAAGCCCCAGGAAAGCUUCGACAAGCAAUACUUGCGCAAUUGGCUGAUUGCAGAGAACGUCAGAGGCAAGCCCGGUGUUAAAUUGCCCGAGAACAUUGUAUCGAGCACUCGUCAAAAGUAUAUUGAAGCUUACGAGAUGAUUUGUGGCAAGAAGUGGGUUGCCUAAGCAAGCCUCGUCAUCUUUCGUUUGUAAUUGCCUUUCCGCACCUUUAUCUUUUGGAAAACAUUUUUUUGAUUAGACAGAAUACGUCUUAUUCCCAAACAAUCCCAUCUCUAGUUACCAGUGAUGAGAGGGGAGACCAGUGUUUGUACGGGUGGGUGUAGAUAGUGG